This is a messenger RNA of Eptesicus fuscus (big brown bat), 1757 nucleotides long. Its product is annotated as G patch domain-containing protein 8-like. NCBI's taxonomy places the organism in Eukaryota, Metazoa, Chordata, Mammalia, Chiroptera, Vespertilionidae. Gene Ontology annotation, cellular component: nucleus. The record is from RefSeq and is a predicted model, not a curated record.
AUGGGCAAGGCUGUUCCAUUUUUUAAAAAAUUAUCUUUAAGCUAUAGCCGGGACCGCAGCUGCAGCACCAGAAGCCCUUCCCAGAGAUCAGGCCCUAGGAAAGGAUCAUGGGGUCACGAGAGUCCUGAGGAGAGGCAUUCUGGUCGUGGAGACUUCAUUCGCUCUAAAAUCUACCGCUCCCAGUCUCCUCAUUAUUUCCGAUCAGGUCGGGGAGAAGGCCAUGAGAAAAAGGAAGAUGGCAGAGGAGAUGAUAGUAAAGGGACAGGCCUACCCUCUCAGAACAGCAAUGUUGGCACAGGAAGGGGAUCAGAGAGUGACUGCAGCCCUGAAGAUAAGAACUCUCUCACUGCCAAACUUCUACUGGAGAAGAUCCAGUCAAGGAAAGUGGAGAGGAAACCCAGUGUAAGUGAGGAGGUGCUGGCCACCCCAAAUAAAGCUGGGCUCAAGCUCAAGGACCCGCCACAAGGUUACUUUGGGCCCAAGCUCCCCCCCUCUCUUGGCAAUAACCCUGUCCUUCCACUGAUAGGGAAACUCCCAGCUACCCGAAAGCCCAACACCAAGAAAUGUGAAGAGUCUGGCUUAGAAAGAGGGGAGGAGCAAGAACAGUCAGAGACAGAAGAAGGGCCUCCAGGGAAUAGUGAUGCCGCCUUUGGACAUCAGUACCCCUCAGCGGAAACAGCUGGCUCCUUAUCAGACCCACCUCCAGAAGAGCCAAAAUCUGAAGAAGCUACUACUGCUAAUCACCCUGUGGCUCCACUAGGCACCCCAGUGCACUCUGAUUGCUAUCCUGGGGACCCAGCCAUCUCCCAUAACUACCUCCCUGACCCCAGCGAUGGGGACACCCUAGAAUCCUUGGAUAGUGGCAGUCAACCAGGCCCUGUGGAAUCUAGCUUGCUGCCAAUAGUGCCGGAACUUGAGCACUUCUCCAGUUAUGCACCUCCCAGUGGGGAGCCUAGUAUUGAGUCAGCUGAUGGGGCAGAGGAUGCUUCCCUGGCCCCCCUGGAAAGCCAGCCCAUCACCUUCACUCCUGAGGAGAUGGAGAAGUACAGCAAACUCCAGCAGGCUGCACAGCAGCACAUCCAGCAGCAAGUAAAAGCCUUCCGCUCUGCUGCCCUGGCCCCAGCCACUCCAGCCCUGCAGCCCAUCCACAUUCAGCAGCCGGCCACAGCCUCUGCCACCUCCAUCACAACUGUUCAGCAUGCCAUCCUAAAGCAUCAUGCCGCAGCAGCUGCUGCUGCCAUUGGCAUUCACCCCCACCCUCAUCCCCAGCCACUUGCCCAAGUACAUCAUAUUCCCCAGCCCCACCUGACACCCAUUUCCUUGUCCCACCUCACUCACUCAAUCAUCCCUGGCCACCCUGCCACCUUUCUCGCUAGCCAUCCCAUUCACAUCAUUCCUGCCUCAGCCAUCCAUCCUGGACCCUUCACCUUCCACCCUGUCCCACAUGCUGCCCUCUAUCCUACCCUACUUGCCCCACGGCCUACUGCAGCAGCUACCACUGCCCUCCACCUUCACCCACUUCUUCACCCCAUCUUCUCAGGUCAGGACCUGCAGCACCCCCCUGGCCAUGGCACAUGAGUUGGGGGAGGAGAGCCCAGGUAGGACCAGGGAAGGUGACCCAUAAGUCUUCCCUUGGGGGUGUUGAGCCAUUAAUACCAGCAAGUAGAAGCUGGGAUGGGCAGUGUCUGAUAGCCAAAGAAUUAAGUUUUGGCUUGCAGGGGUGGUUUUAGAUUUGAGGUUUGCUUUGGGUUCACUAU